Molecule: messenger RNA, 1400 nt
Organism: Laetiporus sulphureus 93-53
Lineage: Eukaryota; Fungi; Basidiomycota; Agaricomycetes; Polyporales; Laetiporaceae
Product: DUF1751-domain-containing protein
Exons: 6
Coding region: 123-1199 (358 amino acids)
Biological process (GO): retrograde vesicle-mediated transport, Golgi to endoplasmic reticulum
Cellular component (GO): membrane; Golgi apparatus
Source: RefSeq, a predicted model, not a curated record
CUGUCCUCGACAUUCUUGCGACCAACUCUCCAGUGCGGAUUGCGGCUUGCUACCAGUACCUGUUCGUGCCAUCGUCUGGGCCGAAGGUUUCCGAAGUCAGGCUGCAGAGACUGCUCUGAAAGAUGGCUGUGCUGUCGUUCUCGCCUGCGCAGUUCGUUGCUGCUAUUCCACCUGCAACUCGCAUUUAUACUGUCGCAACCGUUGCGUUGUCUCUGGUUUACUACAUUCUAUCAUGGAAAGGCGGUGAAGAAUUUUCUGCGCCAUAUCUUGUAUUGGUCCCAGGGUCAAGUCUAUUUUAUCCGUGGACCUUCCUCACUUCUGCUCUCGUGGAAACAACCAUCAUCGAGCUUUUGUUCACUCUCUUGGUGAUUCCUGCAUCUCUGAGAUACUUGGAACGAUUAUGGGGUGCCGUGGAGUUGCUCAAGUUCAUCGCCGUCACCAUAACGGCUUCAAAUAUCAUAGCGUUUGGAUUGAACUGGAUAGAGUACAUUGCCCUGAGAAACCCAGUCUUCCUCUACGGGCAGCAGUAUCACGGACAAAUGGCACUACAGAUUGGGGUGCUCGUCGCUUUCAGGCAAAUCAUCCCCGAACAUCAGGUGCAGUUGUUCGGCAUCAUCAAAGCCAGGGUUAAGACACUCCCGAUGGCCUAUGUCACAUUUUCAACUGUCAUGUGUAUCCUUGGAUUCCAAUGCCCGUUCAUCGUGAUUCAAUUCGGCUGGCUAGUUUCCUAUGUAUGGCUGCGCUUCUACAAGAAGAACGCAGUGGACUUGAAUGGAGGGCCGCUGUAUGGCGAUCGUAGCGAGACCUUCGCAUUCGUCACCUGGUUCCCUCCGUUGAUCCACGUCCCGAUUACUUGGCUCGGCAACACCGUGCAUAAAUAUGCAUCGAAGCUCCAUCUCAUCCCAUCAUCUGGAAACGACGUAGAGUCUGGAGGAUAUGCGCCGCUGCCCGGCGGCGCUCGUGCUGAGGCUGAGAGAAGGAGAGCAAUGGCUUUGAAGGCACUAGACCAACGACUAGCUGGUGGUACUUCAUCUUCAUCUCCCCCGCAACGAACUGCCACUGGAUCGCCGGGUCCGUCACGGCCGGCAGCAAAUGGCGUUAGUAAUUCCGAGCCGUCAGCGUCCAGGAAAGCUGGUGCAGAAAGUGAGGAUCCGCAGGCGGGCGAAUCAUCAGAGAAUGCAGAUGGCGAAGAAAAGUAAUGUUUCCAGAGCCUCUCGGCUCGUGGUUUAUUUCAGCAAGAGUACGAUAACCUAUGGCGUAGGCGUAUCUGGGAACGAGGUUGCUCACGAAGUACUGUAGUUCACGUCAUUUCUAGUCAACCAUAUUUGUGGACACCAUGCAUUGCCUUGUACAUUAGGGAACUCUGCGAUUGAUAGAUGAUAGGUUAUGAGUAGGCUCGU